GCAGGCAGCGGACUGGAUCCCCGUGUGGUUUGUAGAGCAGCAAAGGCCACUCCGCCCUCCGGUGACAAGGUCACAAGGGGACCGGCCCCUCCGCCAGCAAGCCGCCGUGCUGGGUUCCCGCCGUCGACGCGCUCGAGCAGCGACCGAGUUACGAGGUCUGUGGCCAUAGAAAUGGAAUCUUAUAUGGCAGUGAUAGCAGAGAAGGCACCUCCUUUGCAGUUGAGUGGUGCUGGUACGAGUAUGCUAUCUGAAAUACAGACUGCUGAUGGUGAUGAAUAUUUUAUUCAGGAACUUGAGCAAGAGAAUGGGAACCAUAUCCUCAACAAUGAACCAGAUGAUGACCUCAAUGAAUGCCAGGAAGACACAGCUGAAGCAGAAGUUGAUUGUGAUGAAGACUACUUUUUCCCGAGUCCAGAUGAAGUGGAACAGGCUAGGCCUCCAGAGGUUGGCAUGGUAUUUGCUAUGCUAGAAGAUGCUCAUCGUUUUGUCAAUGUCUAUGGGCAAGUUACUGGUUUUGUGGUGUUCAAAGGAAGAAACUACAAGCACAAGAAAAUAACGUUGCAGUGCAAUAAAAGCAAGAAGGCAAAAGAGAAUGAAAUACGGCAAAGGAAAAGGAAAAGAAAUGCCAUUGAGAGAACUGGCUGCCCCAUGAGUCUGACUGUGAAACUUGUUGCAGGAAAAUGGGAGAUUACGGCAGUUCAAAAUGAACAUAACCAUCCACUUUCAAAUUCACCUUCGUUGACAAGAUUUUUUCUCAGCCACAAGUACAUGUCCGAGGAAGAGAGAAACUUCUCUAGAAUAUUGCAAGAAACCAAAAUUAAACCAGCAAAGAUAAUGCAAAUUUUCAGGAAACUAAGGGGCAAAUUCAAGAAUAUACCUGUCAGCAAAAUGGCUGUCAGCAAUUUGGAACAGUUUGACAGGCUAAUGAAGACAGAAAAUACAGAUAUAGAAAGCACACUGGAACAUGUCAGAAGAUUGCAGAAGGAGCAACCUGGGUUCUACUACACUAUAAAAACUGAUGGAGAUAACACUGUAAGAAGUAUCUUUUGGACAGAUGCGCAAGCUAGACUUGAUUAUGCAUUAUAUGGAGAUUUCAUUUCUUUUGAUACGUCUUAUAGCACUAUUGAAUAUGACAUGCUGUUUGCAUUGUUAAUUGGAAUGAAUGGCCACGGCAAGAGAACUGUAUUUGGUUGGGCCUUACUUGAAGAUGGGAGAGCAGAGACAUUCUCUUGGUUAUUCAGGACAUUCUUGGAUGUAAUGGAUGGCAAGAAACCAAAUACAAUAUUGACACAUCAGGAUUCAGAUAUAACGAAAUCAAUUGCAGAGGUAUUCCAUACAGCUUUUCACAGAUUCGACAUGUGGCAUGUGAUGAGGAAAGCUACAGAUGAAUUGGGAAGUUUUAUGGCUCACAGAGUUGGAAUGGAAACUGAGGUAACACACCUAGUUACGAAUUCUGUAGCUACUGAAGAAUUUGAGUAUGGUUGGCAAGCAAUGCUUGAGAAAUAUGACGCAGCAUCAAAUGCACACUUGGAUCUCAUGUAUCAGACAAGACUAAUGUGGGUGCCAGUUUACUUCAAACAUGUGUUUAGUCCAUUUACACGAUCCACUGGAUGUAGCAUGAGCAAAAAUUCAAUCUUCAAAGACUAUGUCCAACAAAAUGAUACCAUAGAAACUUUCAUCAGCCAAUAUGACAUCUUCCAGGAGGAGGCUGUUAGCAUUGAAGAUGGAGACAGAUUUGAGUCAACCCUAAAAAGGCCAACAUACAGUACAAGGCAUCCAAUCGAAAGGCAUGCUGCAGAAAUAUACACGAUGGGAAUGUUCUUGAGAUUUCAGAAGGAGCUACUUGAUGCAUCAGCUUUCAAUGCUUUUGAAAAAGAAAAGGACAUCAUGUAUACAGUGAAAAAAGCACUGGACUAUGAGGAUGCUGAAUUUCUUAGAGACUCCUUCUCUGUUGAAGUUGACUUGAAAACCAACACGUUUAAUUGCAUAUGUUCAAAGUUUGAGCGAGACGGGAUAGUUUGUUGCCAUGUUCUGAGACUUUUCACACAGUUCAGCAUCAACAAGAUACCUGAACACUACAUUAAACCAAGGUGGACCAAGAAGUUGAGGGAGCAGGAAUUACAUAAGUACUGCUCAGAAAAGAUAGUAUCAGCUGUUUCGCAAAGCACCCUGAGAUAUGCUAUGAUAAUGAACAGGAUGGCAGAUAGUUGUGCUACUGUAAGCAAGGAUCCGGAUCGAAGUAAAAUAUUCUUGGAAGAGCAUGAAAGAAUUUUGCAGAAGCUGACAGAUAGAGAAUAGGAGGCUUCAUGAGAUAAAUUAAAGUGCAACUACACAAGAAGACAAUAUUGUGUUUCUGCGAAUUAAUUUUCUGUAAAGUUGGGUUGUUCAAGGGAUAAGACAGUUUUAUCUUCCUUAGGUGGUCAUAAGUAGUUUUCUCUAGUCCCAAUCUGUUUUAGCCCAUUGUAAAUUGUCAUCGUGACCUUUUCCCCUAGGCAAGGAGAAAUAUCAAUCUAGUACAGCUCUCUUUCCCAUCCUUUGUGCGCGUGGCUGCCUUUCGUCGGAAUUUAUACCAUCUAAUCCUACCCCAUGGCAUUUUGAUA
Messenger RNA from Panicum hallii, 2600 nucleotides. RefSeq names its product protein FAR1-RELATED SEQUENCE 5-like. The record is from RefSeq and is a predicted model, not a curated record. Gene Ontology annotation, molecular function: zinc ion binding. The transcript is spliced from 4 exons. NCBI's taxonomy places the organism in Eukaryota, Viridiplantae, Streptophyta, Magnoliopsida, Poales, Poaceae. Gene Ontology annotation, biological process: regulation of DNA-templated transcription. Bases 172 to 2298 code for a protein of 708 amino acids.